Suillus fuscotomentosus is the source of this 703-nucleotide messenger RNA. RefSeq lists its product as uncharacterized. Bases 180 to 644 code for a protein of 154 amino acids. The transcript has a single exon. The record is from RefSeq and is a predicted model, not a curated record. NCBI's taxonomy places the organism in Eukaryota, Fungi, Basidiomycota, Agaricomycetes, Boletales, Suillaceae.
AGCUUUUUGUUCGAUGUUGACUCCGAAUUUGGGUCCGGGACGUUUGUUGACUCAUUGUGGUACCAUUCGGGGAUACCAACAUUAAUUUAAUUAAGCUCGAGCAAGUGGUUCUGUUUCUUGAUAGUCUUGCGUCAUGGUGGGGGUGAGGAAGAGCGUAUCUCUUGGUAAAUGAUGCAUCGAUGAACGCCUGUUUGAACUUUGAUGCUGGAUAUAUAUACCUGGGCGCAAGGUUCUGCAUUGCAGUCCUUACUCGGGUCCUUGCAUGGAACAUCACCCAAGUCCAUCAACACGUUAGGGGGUUCCGGCUAUAUGAUAUCGUAGGAAGACCGGUACGCAACGCUUUGACUAUUAGCAGUCGUACAACCAGUCGAUUCACUCACGGGUCGAUAUCGCAUCCGCAAUGUAUCGCGAAGAGAAUCCAAACUCUUAUAUUGGAUUCUUGGCGCUGUCCGUACGCCAUACGGAUGGUAAUAUUAGUAAUAGCAGAAAGAGCUCGUCAUUGCGACGUGAUAGACUCGGAUUCGGGCUCGCUCGCUUCCCCUCCUCGGUGGGCAUUUCUGUUUCCUAUCUCGUGUUCACUGAUGAUAAAGUUGGAUCAUGAUGGUAUGAUUGAGGGACGCUGUGGGCUGUUCCCGGAAACAUGAUGAUGCGAGGGAUGCGGUGGUAUGAUGAUCAAAGUGCCGCUUGAAAUGAUUUCUAAAUU